AUGGCACAAAACUCUUUCCCGGGGACUAACCCCUUCCUCGACACUAGCGCCAAAGAGAAAAACCCCAACAUUCAGAAAAUCUCAGAGGAGGAAGAAUUCGAGGUGACGUCACCAACCGAUGUGACAUUCAAACAGGCCAACACCGGUGGCGCGGCCAUCUUUGGAGGAAGUGCAUUUGCAGAGGGCGGUUCACCAGCCGGAACAGGUGCUGGAGCUUCACUUUUUGGCCGGAGUCCUUUUGACUCGGGGCCUCGAGGCGGGGCAGAUGGUGGCGACAAUGAGCAACCCGCUGCACUCCCGACUGGUUCAGCACACCACGGAUUUCCCAACAACUAUGCGCUGGGUCGGCGAACUUCGGUGUCGGCAGAGUCAUUGAACCCCACGUCUGCGGGAUCGGAUAGCUGGACACCUCCGCACCAUCCCAAGACCGAGGACCAGCUGGCCCGCUUGAAGACUGCGGUCAGCAACAAUUUCUUGUUCUCUCACCUGGACGACGACCAAUUCAAGACUGUUUUGGACGCUCUAGUUGAGAAACCCAUCCCGGCAAAGGAUAUCAAGGUGAUCUCCCAGGGCGAUGCGGGCGACUACUUCUAUAUUGUCGAGAAGGGUCACUUUGACAUUUACAUCCACCCUUCAGGCUCCGUGCAGCCAGGACCUGAUGGUCUGGGCAACAAGGUAACUUCCACUGGGCCUGGUGGUUCCUUUGGUGAAUUGGCCCUCAUGUACAAUGCUCCUCGUGCCGCGACUGUGAUUUCCACCGACGCGAAGAGCACCCUCUGGGCUCUGGACCGGAUCACCUUCCGACGUAUUCUCAUGGAUUCGGCUUUCCAGCGGCGCCGCAUGUAUGAGGCAUUUCUCGAAGAAGUCCCUCUGCUUUCCUCCCUCAAGCCCUAUGAGCGUUCUAAGAUUGCCGAUGCCCUGGAGCCUAUCAAGUACCCCGCCGGGGCGACCAUCAUCACUGAAGGCGACCCUGGCGACGCUUUCUACCUCUUGGAAGCUGGUGAAGCCGAGGCCUUUAAGAAUGGUGUGUCGGUGAAGAACUACUCCCGUGGUGAUUACUUUGGUGAAUUGGCCUUGCUGGAUGAUAAGCCUCGGGCGGCCAGCAUCAUCACCAAGACUGAUGUCAAGGUUGCCCGAUUGGGUCGGGACGGAUUCAAGCGACUGUUAGGACCGGUGGAGGAUAUCAUGCGUCGAACGGAGUAUCAAUUGGAUGCAGCCAACACCCCCGUGUCCAAAUGA
Penicillium subrubescens is the source of this 1239-nucleotide messenger RNA. RefSeq names its product cyclic nucleotide-binding domain-containing protein. Gene Ontology annotation, biological process: regulation of protein phosphorylation. The coding region runs from base 1 to 1239 and encodes 412 amino acids. Gene Ontology annotation, cellular component: cAMP-dependent protein kinase complex; nucleus. Gene Ontology annotation, molecular function: cAMP-dependent protein kinase regulator activity. Lineage: Eukaryota; Fungi; Ascomycota; Eurotiomycetes; Eurotiales; Aspergillaceae. The record is from RefSeq and is a predicted model, not a curated record. The transcript has a single exon.